Cryptococcus deneoformans JEC21 is the source of this 1286-nucleotide messenger RNA. RefSeq lists its product as hypothetical. The transcript has 3 exons. The coding region runs from base 62 to 1099 and encodes 345 amino acids. NCBI's taxonomy places the organism in Eukaryota, Fungi, Basidiomycota, Tremellomycetes, Tremellales, Cryptococcaceae. Gene Ontology annotation, molecular function: cysteine-type deubiquitinase activity. The record is from RefSeq and is a predicted model, not a curated record. Gene Ontology annotation, biological process: protein deubiquitination.
CAUCGAUCGAGAGCUGUGCAUCUCGUCGCUGCAAUUUCUUCUUCUUACAAACACAAACUCAAUGCCAGGCUCAAAACGACGUGCACUCAAGAAACUCCUCUCCCCCAACCAUUCCCCCUUCACACCCGACUCUCCUUCUGCCGACACCACACCUAGUUCUGCCCUCUCCCCUCAACCCCAGUUACCCCCCGCCAUCGACGAUGGUGCCGCAGCUCAAGCUGCUGCGGCCGGGAUAAGCCCACAGGAGCUACAAGAUAAUGCUGUUUUGGAGGACAUGCACGAGAGAGAGAAGGAAAUUGGGCAUGCAAGUUCGCCUGCCGGGCUGCGAGGGGUCAUUUCGCCUUCCCCAUCGUCCGUCUCAGCGCAAGGGCAGGAAACGAAGAGUGGAGGGAUGUAUGCUAACGCUAAUGGUGGUGGGGGUGGCGGCAAGAAGAAAAAGUCUAGUCGACAAAGAUUCGAAGAGCGCCAAGCCCGUAAACAGGAAGCACUCCUCGAAUCUGCCCCUCCUGCCGACCCCGAAUGGACCGCCCAGCUCGAAAAAGAGCGCCAAGAAGAAAUCAAAGUCAUCUCCGACGCAUGUAUUGCCCUCAACUGCGAACUAUUCGAGAUCGCCCCGGAUGGACACUGUAUGUACGCUGCUAUCGGGGACCAACUUGGAUUACUCGGUAUUGUCCCCGUGGAGGAAGCUACCGACCCCCGGGCGAUCCGGAGAAUGGCUGCGGACUAUAUGCUCUCCCACCCUGAUGAUUUUAUGCCGUUCCUCCCUUCCAUCGCGGGGGAAGACACGCCCGAUGCGACUUCGGACGGGAUGAUCACACACUCUGGGUUUGCACAGUACUGUAAAGCUGUGGCGGAGACGGGCGAGUGGGGAGGCGAACCGGAGAUUCAGGCGUUGAGUAGGGCGUAUGGGGUACCGAUCCACGUGAUUCAGAGAGGACCUCCAACGGUGGUUUCGCAUGGUGGAAAGGAUGAUUCAUUUGGAGGUGGUUUGACGGCGGAGGAGAGUGGCAGGCAAGGGAAGAGGGUGGUGAGGAUUAGUUAUCAUAAGAGGAUGUACGGGUUGGGCGAGCAUUAUAACAGCCUCAGGCCUGUCGUUUGAAAGCGUCAAAAUGCAAACGCCAAACAACAGUCUUUGAAGCGGAAGCAGACAAACUGACGAAACCGAGUAGCACAGAGUCCGAGCGUCUAAUUCAAAAUACAUGAGAAUUAGCCAAAGAUAAAUUAGAAUAAGAAUACAUGUGGGGCGAGAUAAGAUGGUAUGCAUUGGUUUUUCUGUAUGUGCUUUU